Messenger RNA from Poeciliopsis prolifica (blackstripe livebearer), 721 nucleotides. It is a transcript of the gene emd, whose product is annotated as emerin. The record is from RefSeq and is a predicted model, not a curated record. Lineage: Eukaryota; Metazoa; Chordata; Actinopteri; Cyprinodontiformes; Poeciliidae. Bases 199 to 717 code for a protein of 172 amino acids. The transcript is spliced from 7 exons.
CGCCAGCCGCUGACUGCUCACAGGUGAACACCUUCCUUCAGAUCGUCAGGUCAGAAUGUGUUUCAGUCGCACCGGAAUGAUGGAAAUACAAUUUUGAAGACGUACUUGUUCUGUUAUUCUUGUGACGGAUUGAUUGUUUCUGCUGCUGGGCCUGCUCUCCUGUCAGUUCUCUGUCUGACCCGGAUCCUUCGCCUCAUCAUGAUGCCGCUCAGAGAGAGAAGUGAUGCCCAGAUCAGUGAUUUGCUGACAGACUACGGCAUCAAGCAUGGACCAGUAGUGAACUCCACUCGAAGUCUGUAUGAGAGGAAGCUGGAGGAGGCCAUGGCCAAGGACCGGACCUUCUACAGAGAAGAAGAGGAGGAAAUUACGGACAUCGUAUGUCGCCACCUGAGAACAAGGAAGACCUCAGCCAAUCCGUCAGCACAGGUUUUGGCCGGCUCUGAGCUGAACGGAGACCAGCCACCGGACCAAGCAGAAGACAUCAACCAAAGCAGCGGCGCUGACCCGUCGGAUGACCUGAAACCGGAACAACUCUCAGAGACGAACCAAGGAAGCAGCACUGUACUGGAUCAACAGACCCAACAGAGUGCCAAUCACCACAAAUUGGAAGUCAGAGAGCCAAUCAGACGGAAGGCAGCAGGAAAAACACUGGUGGUGAUCCCAGCGGUGCUGGCGCUGACUGCUGUAGCAGCUGGAUGCUACUACACUGUGAUGUGACAUC